AAUCCCUGUUUCUUUGGUGAGCAUUUGGAAGUAAAUUGUUUCGAGCAAGGCUUCAUCAACGCAGAGGAUGAGGAACAACCUUAUAUAUCGAGCUUAGAGGAUGAAAAGAUGCCGUUUCUGCAGAUGUUACAGAGUGUGGAAUCUCCACAGCAGUUUUUCCCAUUCGCAGAGGCAAAUUUUCAAACACUUUUGAGGCUACAGAACCUGAAGAAACAACCAGCAUGGGAAGAAAAAGCUCACAUACCCAGGUUGGAGACCCAACUCCAUGCCAAAGAACUUGAAAGCUGCGUCACACACGACGUUGUCGAGAUCCCCUCGCCAGUGAAAUCCGAAAACAACGAAGAAUCUCAUCUUCUUCCUCGUUCAGCCACAAUGGUUCAGAAAGAACCCACCAAUCAAGCUGAAAAUUCUAGCAGAGACCCCAAACGGAGAAAGCGAAAGAGAACGAGACCUGUGAAGAACAAGGAAGAAGUGGAGAACCAGAGGAUGACCCACAUUGCUGUCGAACGGAACCGGCGACGCCAGAUGAACGACCAUCUCAGUGUUCUAAGGACACUCAUGCCUCCUUCCUAUAUUCAAAGGGGUGACCAAGCGUCUAUCAUCGGAGGUGCAAUUGAUUUCGUGAAGGAAUUGGAGCAACUACUUCAAACUCUCGAGGCGCAGAAGAGGAUUAGAAAGAACGAAGAGAUUGGAUCUCCUUAUGGAGAGACUGUGAAACCAUCAACGCUUAGCUACGAAGAAGGAGAAGUAGAGUGUUAUACUGGGGGCGAAGAAGAAGAGGUGAAGGAAGCAGAGAUCAUAGAGGUGAUGGUAAUUCAGACGCAUGUGAAUUUGAAGAUUCGAUGCAGAAAGAGACAGGGGCAAUUGAUGAGAGCCAUUGUUGGGUUGGAAGAUCUUAGGCUCAGCAUUCUGCAUCUCAACAUCACCUCCUCGCUGGGAUCGGUACUUUACUGUUUCAAUCUCAAGAUAGAAGAAGAGUGCAGGGUAGGGACGUCGGCGAAUGAAAUAGCAGAAGCGGUCCGGCAUAUAUUCAGACCCAUUGGUAAUCAGUAGGAAGACAGACACGGAGGGCACUGAGGUUGACGAUUGAGAGAGAGAGAGAGAGAGAGAGAGAGAGAGAGAAGAACAAGAAUAAAAGGACGACGAAGAAGAAGACGAGGAGGAGGAGGAAGAAGGAGAAGGAGAAGGCACGCCUUGGAAGGGAAACGGGGAACACAGGGCACUCAAAAUCUUGUCUGCUUUUAUGCAUGUGAGUUGUAUUUA
This is a messenger RNA of Neltuma alba, 1263 nucleotides long. Its product is annotated as transcription factor bHLH57-like. Gene Ontology annotation, cellular component: nucleus. Lineage: Eukaryota; Viridiplantae; Streptophyta; Magnoliopsida; Fabales; Fabaceae. Gene Ontology annotation, molecular function: DNA-binding transcription factor activity; protein dimerization activity. Gene Ontology annotation, biological process: guard cell differentiation; positive regulation of DNA-templated transcription; stomatal complex development. The transcript is spliced from 4 exons. The annotation marks the transcript as partial. The record is from RefSeq and is a predicted model, not a curated record.